Messenger RNA from Neoarius graeffei (lesser salmon catfish), 1595 nucleotides. RefSeq names its product flap structure-specific endonuclease 1 (gene fen1). The record is from RefSeq and is a predicted model, not a curated record. The transcript has 11 exons. Gene Ontology annotation, cellular component: nucleus. The coding region runs from base 270 to 1412 and encodes 380 amino acids. Gene Ontology annotation, molecular function: 5'-flap endonuclease activity; manganese ion binding; 5'-3' exonuclease activity. NCBI's taxonomy places the organism in Eukaryota, Metazoa, Chordata, Actinopteri, Siluriformes, Ariidae.
GUGUGUGUGUGUGUGUGUUACCUCCCCUGUUCUCUGUGCGGGGUCCGUUCCCGGAGUCCGCCCGUCAGUCUGCUUUGCUGUACUCCUCACGGGGCCUCUGGCUGCUACUGUGGAGGCAAUCUCGAGCAAUGUGUCCCUUCUGAUUGCAGUUGUAGCAGGUUGCGCCUUUCAUCCAGGACGGGUCACCCCAGGUCAUCCUGCCUCAGCCCCUACCUCUUCUUCUUUGUCCAGGCUGAGCAGUCUGGAGAAGUGUUAAUCCUGUUGACAACAUGGGAAUUCACGGCCUUGCUAAGUUAAUAGCUGAUCAGGUGCCAGCAGCCAUCAAGGAGCAGGAUAUUAAAAAUUACUUUGGGCGCAAGAUUGCCAUAGAUGCCUCCAUGUGCAUUUACCAGUUUCUGAUCGCUGUUAGACAAGACGGCAAUGUUUUACAGAAUGAAGAUGGUGAGACAACAAGCCACCUCAUGGGCAUGUUCUACAGAACCAUCCGAAUGCUGGACAGUGGCAUCAAGCCUGUAUAUGUGUUUGAUGGGAAGCCCCCUCAGCUCAAGUCUGGAGAGUUAGAGAAGAGAGGGGAGAGGAGAGCAGAAGCUGAAAAGCUGCUCGCACAAGCACAAGAAACAGGUGAACAGGAGAACAUCGACAAGUUCAGUAAACGUCUUGUAAAAGUCACCAAGCAGCAUAAUGAUGAGUGUAAAAAACUCCUCACGUUAAUGGGAGUGCCUUAUAUUGAGGCUCCAUGUGAGGCUGAGGCCAGCUGUGCAGCUCUGGUAAAGGCAGGAAAAGUGUACGCCACAGCAACUGAAGAUAUGGAUGGAUUAACUUUUGGAACAAGCAUCCUGUUGAGACACUUAACCGCGAGUGAAGCUAAGAAACUUCCAAUCCAAGAGUUUCAUUUCAGCCGCAUUCUGCAGGAGAUGAGCUUAUCACAUCAGCAGUUCAUCGAUUUAUGUAUCCUACUGGGCUGUGACUACUGUGGUACAAUCAAAGGAAUUGGACCCAAGAGAGCAAUUGACCUCAUCAAACAACAUGGUUCGAUUGAAGAAAUCCUUGACAACAUUGAUCAGUCUAAACACCCUGCCCCAGAAAACUGGCUUUAUAAGGAGGCUCGAGCCCUGUUUCUGGAGCCUGAGGUGGUGGACUGUUCCACUGCGGAGCUCAAGUGGAAUGAGCCUGAUGAGGAUGGACUGGUUCAGUUUAUGUGCGAUGAGAAACAGUUUAAUGAGGAGCGUAUCCGUAAUGGCUGUAAGAAAAUAAUGAAGAGUAGACAGGGGAGCACUCAAGGGAGACUGGACACGUUCUUUACUGUCACAGGAUCCAUCUCUUCUAAACGAAAGGAGCCUGAAGCAAAAGGCUCAGCCAAGAAGAAACAGAAGACGAGUGCAACACCAGGCAAAUUCAAGAAGGGCAAAUGAAAAAAUCUAAAGUGAGCAUUUGUGGGAUUGAGGAGCCAUAACAGUAGAACGUGCUAUGAUAGUACUUCUGGUACUUUCUAUGGCCUUUUCAUAUUGAAGUUACCUGGAACUACACAAUGCUGCAAAACUUGCUUCAGUGAACUUGUUUCUGUUUUAAUUAAAUAAAGAAACCUCUUUAAACAA